AUGGCGCUACACUGUUCAUUAUCGCCAUUUUAUUUGGCGUUUUGGCGCGAUGCAGAUACACAUGCUGAGAUUCCAAGUCAAUUGUGUGACCCUGAGUAUUAUAAAGCUGUAGAAGAAUUUAUGAUUCACGGUCCAUGUGGUGCAGCGAGGAAGAACUCACCUUGCAUGAUAAAUGGUAUUUGCUCUAAAUUCUUCCCCAAAAAAUUUGUUGAAAACUCAACAGUGGAUUUCGAUGGAUAUCCAAUCUAUCGACGUCGAGAUAAUGGUCGUACAAUACGGAAGAAUGGGAUUGACCUUGAUAGUAGAUAUGUUGUGCCACACAAUAGACAUUUGCUUAUGAAGUACAAGGCUCAUAUUAAUGUGGAGUGGUGCAACCAAUCUAGAUCAAUAAAGUACUUAUUCAAGUACGUCAACAAAGGGAAUGAUAGGGUCACAGCUGAAUUCUACAACAGUGGGGUGGAAGAAUCUACUGGGAAAAUUGUAGAUGAAAUCAAGAUGUACUAUGACUGUAGAUAUAUUUCACCCCCUGAGGCUGCGUGGAGGAUUUUUGGGUUUGACAUACAAUUUAGGAACCCAUCUGUUGAGCGUUUGAGUUUCCAUCUUCCCAAUGAGCAAUCAAUAAUAUUUCAUGACGACGAUUUGGUCGAUGAUGUGGUAAAUCGACCAACAGUAGCUCAAAGCAUGUUUACUGUCUGGUUUGAAGCUAAUAAAAAGUAUGCAGCAGGGAGGCAGUUGACUUAUUCACAAAUGCCAACCAAAUUUGUUUGGAAGAAUGAUAAAAGAGAAUGGCAACCUAGGCAAAGAAAUUGGGCAAUUGGGCGAAUCUUUUAUGUGCCACCAAAUACUGGUGAGAUCUUUUAUCUUAGGUGUUUACUUAAUAUAGUUCGUGGACCGACUUCAUUUGAUGAGAUUAAAAAGGUCGAUGGUGUUCAAUACAAUUCAUUUAGAGAUGCGUGUUAUGCCCGCAGAUUAAUCGAAGAUGAUAAAGAGUAUAUUGAUGCAAUCACUGAGGCAGCAACGUGGUCUUUAGCAAGUUCUCUACGGAAGUUGUUUGUUACCCUUUUAACAUCCAGUUCGAUGUCCAAACCAGAAAAUGUUUGGGAGAUGGUUUGGCAAUACUUAUCAGAUGAUGCUGAAUAUGUUUAUAGAAGGAACCUCUCAGUCUCAGAUUUAAAUAUGAAUGAAUCUCAAAAAAAGAAUUUUGCGAUGCUUGAAAUGGAGAAAUUGUUGAAUGCUUGGAACAAAUCUCUAUCAGAUUACCCACCUAUGCCAAUGCCAGAUGGAAACAAUGAUUGGAUUUGUGGUAAUAGGUUGUUGUUAGAGGAAAUGUCAUAUGAUAGGGAAGCUCUAAUGCAUCAACAUAAUUCGUUGCAUCCGAAACUAACUGAUGAAUAG
Messenger RNA from Ipomoea nil (Japanese morning glory), 1395 nucleotides. RefSeq lists its product as uncharacterized. The transcript has 2 exons. The record is from RefSeq and is a predicted model, not a curated record. NCBI's taxonomy places the organism in Eukaryota, Viridiplantae, Streptophyta, Magnoliopsida, Solanales, Convolvulaceae. Bases 1 to 1395 code for a protein of 464 amino acids.